Messenger RNA from Effrenium voratum, 4890 nucleotides. NCBI's taxonomy places the organism in Eukaryota, Dinophyceae, Suessiales, Symbiodiniaceae. The record is from the annotation of a GenBank genome assembly.
AUGGAAGCCUCGUUUGAGUUCUUGAGUCCGAAGCAGGUGAAGACGUUGUCGAGUGAGCCUAAAGCCCUGGAGGUCCUGAAGGCGUGCAACCAAGCCUUCAUCGUCCGCCAGCAAAAGAUUGUGGCCUGCUGGAUCGCCAGUUUGGAGGACAAGGAGAGCUCUGCCAGCGAGCGCCAGACGAGGGGGUCAAAGAAGAUUGUCACCGACGUCAAGAAGCAGGCUGAGCGCGAGGAAACCGACUUGAAAGAGCACCUGGCCAACCUCGAUGCGAAACCCUGGCCCUACACCAGCCUGGAAGAUUUCAUGGGCGACCUCAUGGUCCAGUCGGCGGCUACAACUCUGGCCAUGGGUGAUGUCUACUUGAUGCUCGAUCGUGAGGUGGGUGUUCGCCUGACCGGCAAGCUGGAGGAUGUGAGACUUGUGCUGGAGCAGGUGACUAAGAAGAUCGAGGAGAAGUACAAGAACAGCCCCCCCAAGGACGGCAAGGAGCUAGAUUUGUUUGUGGAAAAAACUGUAACAGCCCUUUCGUUGCCCGUGGUGGGCUUUUCUCAGCCUCCCGGCAAGAAGCUGUACAAACAGAUCAGCGGCAACCUGGGCAACCUCAUGCAUGCUAUGUAUGACCGGCUCAGCCUCGAGCAGCGUGUGACGGAUGGGCUCAACCCAUUUGGCCGCUUCGACCGUCGCCAGCAGCUCGAGGUCUUCGCGGAGAGCCAAAAGACCCGGGCGCAGCUUCAGAACAAGAUCAACGAUAAGUACAGUAGCGAGCAGAUCAAGGUCUUGAUGAAAAAGCCUGACCCAAAACAGCACGCCCCGCACUUGACCUUGAACCUCACCACUGGCGCCCUGCACGUCUACGAGAAGAGCGAGGAUGGGAAGUUCAGCUCCUUCGCGUCGUACCCGUGGACCUUGAAGAAGGAGGCUGCCUGGCGCACGUCGCUGGAGGGCAAGUUUCGGGAGCUGGGCUCGGACCUGCCGGAGGCUCGGCAAGUGGAUCGGGUGAAGCCCGUGGGCUCCGCCAGAAGUGCGACGCCGAACAGCGUCAUGGGCUGUAGCGCCAAGGAGUUCGCACAAGCUUCGACUUCGGCGCCAGUCAAAGGAGAGUAUGAGUGGCUGCAUCGGAUGGCGCACUCUCUCAACGGCAAGGAUGCCUAUACUAACUUGGUUUGUGGGUCCGACUUUGCGAACUCCUACAUGAUGGUUUUCGAGAAGGUUGCCCGCAGCCUUGGCUCGGGCGCCAAAGUGACGACCACGGUGCUCGGUGAAGCUGGGUCAGAAGCAGGUGGCCUCCAUCGCUACGCGCCCUUCAAGAUGAAGUACGAGGUCUGGGGACAGCUCUCCGAUCUGGUGCUCAGCCAGACUUUCCACAUCCGGGAGAAACUGCAACCCAGCCAAUGGCUCAAUGCCAUUGUGGAGAUCGUCCACGAGCUGGGCCUGCUGCCACGAAAGAAGAGGAAGGCAGACUCGGGCAAGAUGCUGCUGGCAAUGGGGAGCGAGGGCUCCAGGUGGCGCUGGCUGCCCAUCCCCACGCCCCAGAAGUCGAACCUCCGCCUGCCCUGGCGGCCCAAACACGGCACGAGCUGCUUUCGAGCUUCCGUCGCGCUUCCGGGCCCGGUCAUUGAUGUGGCUUUCAUGGAAAAGCUCCUCAGCCUGCCCGAUAUCAGCGAGGUCCGACUUAUGACGGAGGAUGAGCAGAGGGCUUUCUACCAAGCUGGCGUCAAGGAGGAUCCAGACUUCGCCAAGGCCUUUGAUGAGCCCCCGUUGAAAGACGCGGAGCAGGCAGUGAUUUGCGAGGCAGAAGUUGGGGGUGUACCUUGUACCGUAAGGUCGCUGCUAAAGUUCAAGGGCGAGGAGACCUUCUUCAUUGCUGCAGCGUACCCUCGUGAAAGCUCCUUCUUGGGCGACGCCCAGCUGGCCGAGCUGACGCUGCAGAAGCAGCGCCUGGUUACGCGGCGCUUCGAAGGGGACUCAGUUCUUGAGCCGGUCCUUUCUGGCACAGUAGACGCGGGGAAGCUGCUCAGCUUUGUCCCUGGCUUUCCGAGUGACCUGCGGGUGAUGCUGAAGGCCACUUUCGCAGGGGCGGAGAAGAUGACAGAUGUAGAGGAGGGCCUGUCUCCCAGCUCCUUUGAGGGCAGCUUUGAUCCCAAACUCACCUUGACAAUGGGCGGGCUUACAAUCGAUCAGCUCGGCAUCGGAGCCAGGUUUCCCUGGGUUUUGGAUGUUGGCCGCCUGUCCCGGACCUUCAUGCCUUCGAUCUUUGCCACGGGCCAUUUGACGAAGAGUGUGCCGUUUCGGCUUGCGGCAAGCCGGGAAGCCUCCGGCUUCGCCCUGACCGGCAGUGUCCACCACUGGGUGCAUCCUUUCGGGCUGCAGGGCUUUCAGCUGAAGGACCUCUACCUCAAGGCAACUGUAGAUCCCUUCAGCCUGGAGAUCAGCACCUCCAUCCGCAGUGGCGACUUGGUGGAUCAAGUGCGCUGCGACCUGUUUGGUGUGUGGUCGGAAGAGGACGGGGCUCACCUCUCUGCCAAUGUGGCCCAGCCAAUGACACUGCGGCAGCUCUCGGAACUGCACAUGCACCUCACGGGCGGCCUGCAGCCUGCGCAAGUGCACCAAGAUGUGGCGCACCGUUUGCUGGAGAGCCUGCAGCUCGAACUGGCCACGAAGACCACGGAGGUGGCGGGCAAGACCCGUCAGCCAGGGCUGUACGUUCUUGGGGACCUCUACUUCGCCGACCACAAGUUGGCUGUACAGGUAGAGGCCGCGAUCUCCCGAGACCUGCUGCUCCAGGGCACCAUCCAGGGCUUGAAGGUGGGACCUUUCGAGUUGGGGAGCCUCACUCUGCAAGUCCACCUCAGUCAGACAAAAACAUACGCGGUGGCUGUAGCCGAGAAUAUCUCCAUUCACGGCCUGGAUGGAGUGGAGGCAACGUUGCUGGUGGGGGUGGGCAAGGACCUUUGUGCCUUUGCUGAGAUCCGGGACUUGUCCCUGGACAAGCUGAGCCCGGAGCUGGAGUGGCUCCAGGUGACCUUUGACUCCAUCGCCUUCUCGCAAAGCGAGGUAGAGCAGGACUUUGAGCUCCCUGACCCCACUGAAGGCACCAUCACCAAGCGCUUGAUGGCAGGGAGGCGCCUGGUUGGCCAGAUGGACCUCUACCUGUUUCACACACUCUUUGGUGUUGACGUGUCCGUGAAUUUUGCCUAUGACUUCAACACGCGCGAGUUUGAUCUUCAGCCGAGCCUCGACUCUGUGGCAAGUCUUGGGUCGCAAGACAUGACCGCGCGCUUUGGCAAAGCGGCCUUGUUUGACAUUUUUACGAUCAAGGAGGGCACCUUGGACGUUGGAUUCUCCUCCAACUUGGUGCUCUUUGGUCAGCCGGUGACUGCGUCGGUCCACUUCCUGAUCAUGGGCCUGCGCAGCGCAUCAGUGGAAGGAACCUUGGCGGCGCAGGACCCCAAAGGCGUGCUCAUUGGGCCGGCAGAGCACCAAUUGGCUUUGCAGCAGGUGGGGGUGGGCGCCACCAUUUUGCCUGAACCCGGGGCAAUCUUCUUGGAAGGCUCUCUGACCUACCGGAACGCCAAGCUCAGUGCCAAGGUGCAGCUGGCGGAAGACCCGGAUCUGGAUGGCUUCUACUUCAAGAUCGAGAACUCUUCCUUGCAGGAUCUCUUGGAGAUGGGCGCUUUCCUUGUGGGCUUGCCUGUGCUGGAAAUCCCCUUUGCCGACCAGAUCAUCGUGCAGUCUCUUGAGGCUUAUUAUGGCGGCACCCUGGGCAUGAUCGUGGAGGGCGUGCAACGGCCCCCGGGCUUCGCCUUGGAUGCCCGCCUGCUGAUCUUUAGCCACGCGGUUUCCGUGAAGGCCUUGGUGUCUAAGACCGAGUUUGACUUCGAGGCGCGGAUUCCACCCUUCCAGCUGGCCAUCCUGGAGGUGUCGGGGUACAAUGGGAAGGGAGACCUGGAGCUAGCAUUCAAGCUCAACUCUGAGCAUGUGGAGGUGGAGGUGGACGGCGCUGUCCGCUUUUUGAGUCGGAAGAUCCGUGCCCUGGUGGACGUGAGGCCUCCGGAGGCCAUCGACUUUGCCUUCCAAUUCGAGGUCUUUGGCCUGGCUCUGGACAUCGAGGCCCACAAGAAGGGCCAGGCCGUAGAGCUGAGCUUCGAGUUCGGGGACGAGCACAAGCGCCAGGCGGAGGAGGCCACGCUGCGGAACAUGCUGGCAGCAGUGCAGAAGAUGAAGGAGGACGCAGAAGCAGUUCGCGCAGACGCUGCAAAGGCUAAAGCGGCCUUGGAGCAGGGCAGGUUGCGGUUUCGACAGGACUUGGACCAUGCGCAGGGCACCUUCAACAGCUUCGAGGGCGGAGUGUCCCAGGCGCUGGCAGCUGCAGAGGAGGGCGCUUUGAGCGCGGAGGGGGACGCCCAAAGGGCCGCUGCAGAGAUCCUUGAUGACCUUGCAAGAGAAGUCAGCAAGCUGAAGGCAGACCUUGAGGCAGACAGCAAAGAGCUGGCGAAGAGGCUUGCGUCCGCAGAGGCCUGGGAAGCACAGAUCUUGCAGAGCAUCCAUGCCGAAAAGGGGCGUUUCUCGAAGGUGGUUGCGGAGGCCGGCUUGAAUUUCGACCGUGCUGUGGAAGAGGCCAAGAGCGAGAUUAGCGAUGCUGAGAGCAAGGUGGCCGAUGCGAAAGCCGAGUCCGCAAAGAUUGUGGUGAAGGUGGAGACGCAUCGGUGCUCUCCUGACACUUCAAACCAGGCUGAGAAGGACGCGACCUGGAGAACGCCCAGCAGAAGUUGGACCAAGAGAAGCGGGAAAAGGAGGAUGGUCUGCAGAAGCUUCGGGCGGUACACGAUGAGAACCUCGACCGGCUGGAAAAAGACCAGGAGCAGGCCAACAACUACCUUGGCAAGUUGA